CCGCUCCGGCCGAGCCCCGCGGCGCCCGGACCCGCGAGCGGGCCAGUCCGCAUGCUCCGCAGCCCGGCGCGCGGCGGACCCUCGGCGCUGGCGGCGCGCCCCGGGGCUGCAGUGGCGGCGGCCGCGGCACCUGGCGGAGCGCGGGCGCCCGAGUCCCCGCUCCAGGUCGCCACCUGGGCCGGCGCCGAGCGGGCUCCGGGCUCUCCAUGCUGCCGGCCUUGGGGCUGCGGAGCCCGCCCCACGGCUCCCGCGAUGGCGGCGGCGGAGGAGGCUGCGGCGAGAGGUAAAGUAUUGAUAGAAGACAACUGGUUCAUUGCUCCAAUGGUUUCCAAUCAUAUGAGCAUAUGGGCAAAAUCAACAGCUGUUGGAUCCUUCAGCCCACACGUGACAGAGUUUCCAAGAAAACGAAAAGAAAAUGAUUUGGAUCUGUCCCAAAUGGAAGAUGGUGAACAAGUAAAAAUGAAGUCCUUCGGGGGCGUUGAACUCGAAGCUCACAGCCAAACCGAAAAGCGGAGGAGAGAUAAAAUGAACAGCCUGAUUGAAGAACUGUCGGCAAUGAUCCCCCAGUGCAAGCCCAUGGCACGGAAGCUGGACAAACUGACCGUUUUAAGAAUGGCCGUGCAGCACCUGAAGUCUCUAAAAGGUAUGAGAAAUUCUUAUGCAGGAGAUAUUUAUCGACCUUCAUUUAUUCAGGAUAAUGAGCUCAGACACCUAGUCCUUAAGACUGCAGAAGGCUUCCUGUUUGUGGUUGGAUGUGAAAGAGGAAAAAUUCUCUUCGUUUCUAAGUCAGUCUCCAAAAUACUUAAUUAUGAUCAGGCUAGUUUGACUGGACAGAGCUUAUUUGACUUCUUACAUCCAAAAGAUGUUGCCAAAGUAAAGGAACAGCUGUCUUCUGACAUUUCACCAAGAGAGAAGUUAAUAGAUGUUAAAACGGGUUUGCAAGUUCCCAGUAAUUUCCAUGGCGGAAGGACUCGAGUGUGCUCUGGCUCCAGACGGUCCUUUUUCUGUCGGAUGAAGAGUUGUAAAGUCUCUGUCAAAGAAGAGCACGACUGCUCACCCGAUGCAACGAAGAAAGAUCAUAGGAAAUUCUGCACUGUCCACUGCACUGGUUACUUGAGAAGCUGGUCUACAAAUACUAUUGGAAUGGAAGAAGAAAGGAACAGUAAGGAAGACAGCAAUUUCACCUGCCUUGUUGCCAUUGGGAGAUUAUAUCCAAAUACUGUCCCACAGAACAGUGGAGAGGUUAAAGUGAAACCAACUGAAUUUAUAACCCGUUUUGCAAUGAAUGGAAAAUUUGUCUAUGUGGACCAAAGGGCAACAGCAAUUUUAGGAUAUCUGCCUCAGGAACUUUUGGGAACUUCUUGUUAUGAAUAUUUUCAUCAAGAUGACCAUAGUAAAUUGACUAACAAGCACAAAGCAGUUCUACAGAGUAAAGAGAAAAUAUUUACAGAUUCAUACAAAUUCAGAGCAAAAGAUGGCUCGUUUGUAACUUUAAACAGCCAAUGGUUUAGUUUCACAAAUCCUUGGACCAAAGAACUGGAAUAUAUUGUGUCUGUCAACACUUUAGUUUUGGGACACAGCGAGACUGGAGGAGCAUCGUCACUUCCUUACAGCUCUCAAUCAUUGGAAGAGUCCUGUGUCAGUGUGCCUGGAUUGUGCACCGGCACAGUGCUUGGUGCUGGCAGUAUCGGCACAGAUAUUGCAAAUGAAGCUCUGGAUUUACAAAGGUUACAGUCUUCUUCAUCCUUGGGUGAUUCAAGUCCAACAGAUUUAAUGAAAGAUACUCACACUAUAAACUGCAGGAAUAUGUCAAAUGAAGAGUUGAUUCCACUAAAUCUGUCUGAAAUAGGGGAGCUAGAAGCCACAAGGCAAAACCACAGCACUGUUGCUCCCCACAGUCAUGAACCACUCCUAGGCGGUGGUGCCCAGCUGGAUUUUGAUACCCUGUGGGACAAUGACGACACAGCCAUAGCUGCCUUUAUGAAUUACUUAGAAGUACAGGGGGGCCUGGGAGAACCCGAUGACUUCAGCGACAUCCCCUGGACCCUUUAGCAUUUGACUUUUAACUCCAAAAAUGGGAAAUGUUCUACAGCAUUUCCUUUACGAAAAAACUGUAUGUUCUUCUGUACUGUAUCGAUACUCUUUUUAUUCUUUAUUCUUAUGAAGGUUCUACCAAUUUUUAUAUAUUUGCACCUAUUUCACAGGUGUCUGGGGAAAUGUGAUGUUUUUCUUCAAAUAGAACUGCUCGGAAUUUCCUACAGACGCCUUUACUCAGCCAACUGGUUUUAAACCCACUAGCUGCUAUUUUUUGCUAAAAUAUUUCUGACUAAGAGUAUCACAUACAUCUUGCUUUGGUUUUGUUUUUAUUUUUUUGAUGCAGUUUUUUUGAGUUUGAGAAUUUAAUAUGUUGGCAUGGGGGGGGUGUCUUAGAUUCAUUUAAUUGACUUAUAAUAGUAGAUUUGUAUAAUUUGGAACAUUUCCAUUUCUUGUAUAUUUCCUUAAUUGAGGACAGGGCUUAUGUAUUUUUUAAGAAAACUGAGUACUUGAACAUUUAAAGGGACAAUGCAAUUGAUAGUCAUGAUCACAGUGACUACUAUGUUUAGUGUUUGUAGACUUGGACAAGCACAGAGCCAGGAUAUUAAUGCCCAGUUGAGCACUUUGAGGUGGAUGUUAAAUGAGAUGAUUUUUAUUUAAAACUCAGAAAAAGAAAAGUUGAGACACUUUCAACUUUGCUUACAGAACAGGAAAGAUUCUGGGCCCCAGAUGUUGGUGAUUAAUUUUUGCAUAUUUAAUCUUAAUGUAACCACUCAAGAUAUACAGAUAGAACAGGUUUUCUAUGUUGAAAUGGUAUGUAGUAACUGAUUAUCUUAGAGGAAGGAACAGGCCCAGGCAGAUUAAAUGUUUUGUGUAAACACAAUUAAAUUUAUGUAUUUUUUAAUGUGUGCUGUGUAUAAACCAGUUUCUUUUUACAUACUUGGGAAAGCAGUGGGCUCACUGGUUAAAUGAUUAAUUAACUGAUCCCAAGAACUAGUCGUGGCCUUAAAGAUUAUUAAGCAGUUAGAGUUACUAUUGCAUGUAACCGAAGGCAGUUAUAUACAUGGUAAUUACCUGAAAACUAUGAGGCAAUGAGAAAGAAUUUAAAAACCAAUUUUCUAGCUAUAAUUAAAAAUUUGGAGAGCAUUAAUCCAGAGGUGGCUCAAAUCGAGUGCAAGAAUUAAGAAUAUUUAAAGCACUAUAGGUACAUCUACCAUUUUGAAGAUCACAUUUCUCUAUCACCUUACAUUUUAAGAGCUCUUUCUAGUUUACCAAGUAAGUUCCCAUAUAUUGUCCCUUGUGCCCCACACAUGAAAGUAAGAUAGGCUGGGAACCUGGUGGGGAAACCCUGAGGCUCAGGUGUGGGGUUCAAGUCCAGUUUUCUUUCUCUAGAUGGUUCUAACCCUUUCCAGCUGGCUGCUCUGCGCCUCUCACCAUAACAAAGCAUCAUUUUGAUCUGGCCCAUUUCUUUCGCUGUGAGUACUAGAUUGAACUUUUGUCAGGUGUGCCAAUGGCAAACAUACCGACAGGCAUUAACCAAAAGCAGAUGUUCCCUUCAAGCGCGAUGACUGCAGUGGCUCUGUGGACAAGGGCGUAUUGGUACGUUAUCCUCUUGACCUGACCCAAUGCUCCAGACGUGUCAAAGGGUUGGCACCACUCCUGGACUUGAGACAGCCAGGUUUAGAAUAAGCCCAAGAAACCCUAUGAGAUGGGGGGAGAUUGGUUUGAAGCAGCCCAAGCACGAUUUGUUAAGUCUGAGGAAGCAUGAACGAUUACAUCUGUUCUCUUAAGUUGUGCAGAUGGACUUGCCUUACAAACUUAACACUUUAGCCAUCUGAACUCAGGCAGGUUAGCCUUGGCCUGCAGAGUUGGCCUAAGCCAGAGGUUGCAGGAUAGGUCAUUGUGGCUGGAUGGCCUCAAAAGCAGAUGGGACAAACCAUGAUGCAAGGAUCUGAGAGGCAGAGUUUCUAGAGGACUUAUUCCAUAGACCAGUUGGCAGAUAGCCAGUUGGAUGCUUUGAUCCUUUAAUAACCCACUCUGAUGUUUUCCUGUAGAUCUUCUUGCCCUGGACCCAGAAUCCAACCCACAUGUAUGAUACUAUAUAGCUCUCUCAAGUUUAGUGGGUUUUUUUUCAAAACCCAUUCUGUUUGCAUUUGAUUGCUAUUACGAGUGGCAGAUGUUUAUAUGUCUUACUCAAUAUUUCUUUGUCUCCUACCAAUUUCUUGAAUCUUGGUUGAAAAUCUCUAUACAUUGGAUGAAAGCAAUGUAUUGUGUGUGUGUGUGUGUGUGUGUGUGUCCCCCUCCUAAGAAUUACCUACAGUGAAGUAGUGAGGGGGGGAGUGCCUAGAGUCAGAAGAGCCCACUCAGCCUAAAUUUAGCUAUGUGACUGCAAGUAAGCCAUUUAAACCCUCUGUACCUCAGUUUCCUCGUUUGUGACAAGAGAUUUGAUCUCCGAGUUUACUUCCAGUUCUGAUUCUGAGAUUCUGAUCCUUAGGACUUGAGCAUUAGGGUCAGACUUAGAACUGUGUGGUCCCGUGUGAUAGGCACCAGCUACAUGUGGCUCCUGAGCACUUUAAAUGUAGAUUUCAAUUGAGAUGGGCUGUAAAUGUAAAUUUCAUAGCAUACUUCAAACAGCAUAAAAAGAAAUAUAAAAUAUAUUAACAAUUUUAUAUGGAUUCCAUGUUCAAAUCAUAUUUUGGAUAUACUGAAUUUAAUAAAACAUUAAAUUUUUACUUUUGACUUUUCUAAUGUGGCUAUUAGAAAAUUUUAAAUUUCACAUGUGCCACACAUUAUAUUUCUAUUGGAUGGCUCUGCUCUAUAACAUUUUAUUAAGUGAAUAUUAUUGAAAUAGACCAAAGGUUAUACCAUGAAUAUGAUUAUUUACCUCUAAAUGCUGUGGUUU
Messenger RNA from Myotis myotis, 4936 nucleotides. RefSeq names its product aryl hydrocarbon receptor nuclear translocator like 2 (gene BMAL2). Gene Ontology annotation, cellular component: transcription regulator complex; nucleus; aryl hydrocarbon receptor complex. Gene Ontology annotation, molecular function: protein dimerization activity; RNA polymerase II cis-regulatory region sequence-specific DNA binding; DNA-binding transcription factor activity, RNA polymerase II-specific. Bases 52 to 2052 code for a protein of 666 amino acids. The transcript has 16 exons. NCBI's taxonomy places the organism in Eukaryota, Metazoa, Chordata, Mammalia, Chiroptera, Vespertilionidae. Gene Ontology annotation, biological process: regulation of transcription by RNA polymerase II. The record is from RefSeq and is a predicted model, not a curated record.